Glycine soja is the source of this 1395-nucleotide messenger RNA. RefSeq names its product cytochrome b5 domain-containing protein RLF-like. Gene Ontology annotation, molecular function: heme binding. The coding region runs from base 480 to 1127 and encodes 215 amino acids. The transcript has 6 exons. The record is from RefSeq and is a predicted model, not a curated record. NCBI's taxonomy places the organism in Eukaryota, Viridiplantae, Streptophyta, Magnoliopsida, Fabales, Fabaceae.
ACAGGCCCUCUUGUUUCUUUGAAGAGACACAGAUGACUCUCUAAUCUCUAUCAAUAAUUCAAUAUCAUCAUAAAUACCGCGGACACACAUUGGAUAGGGGGCAGAGCUUGAAUUGAAUCAUCUCCCACACCCAUCAGCCAUCACCAUCUCCGAUGAGAUGUUCCUUCAUUAGGCCUAUCGUGGGCUUUUAUUUGUUGGGCUCUAAGACUUUACCUACGUGGGCUUUUGUUAUAGGCCCACAGAAGCCGGCCCAUGGUGUAAGGUGAAAGCCGUAAUUCAACUUGCUCAGGGGUGGGUGGAUGGGUGUUUGUUUCAAUUCGAUUUCUUCUCUGCAGAAAAUCGAAUCAAUCGAUGGAUGCUUUAAUUUCGUGUGGUUAUUGAGGAAAUUUCAUAUCCGCAAGGGCAGAGAGUAGAAGGAAGAAGAGAGAAAGAGAGAAGCUGCUGCUGAAUCGUAAUCGAUCUUAUAUCUACACUCUACCAUGGACAUUGAUGAUGAUUUCACAUUUUGUCAGGUCAGUGCACCUGUUGAUGUUGAAACAAACAAGCUUGCUUCAGAUAUAGCUGAUAUUUCCAUUAAAGAAGAAUCUUCAAAUGCAUCUAAUACUGCUCAGGAUAAUGCUUUACCCAAUCAGAAGGAGGCUACCGUUGGUUCUUUGUCUUUCACUGUAACUAGCACAGCUUCUAGUCGGCCAAAUGAAUCCACCACAAAAUUAGUACCAACUCAGGCUAACAUUUCGUCUCUAAAGUCACCGGCACAGAAGAAUUCCGUUAAGAAGCCAACGGUUCGGGCCAAAGUUCCUUUUGAGAAAGGCUACAGUCAAAUGGACUGGCUCAAGCUCACCCAAACACAUCCUGACCUUGCAGGUCUGAAAGGGCAGUCAAACAAGAGACUUAUUUCUAUGGAUGAAGUUAGAAAACACCAGACAGAGGGCCAAAUGUGGACUGUAUUAAAAGGCCGUGUUUAUAAUAUAUCUCCAUACAUGAAGUUUCACCCUGGAGGUGUUGAUAUGUUGAUGAAGGCGGUGGGAAAAGAUUGCACAUCUUUAUUCAAUAAAUACCAUGCUUGGGUUAAUGCUGAAUUCUUAUUGGAAAAAUGCUUUGUGGGUACCUUAGAUGAAGGUCAGUGAAGAUUUCAUUCUAAUAAUGCAUAAACACAUGAAGAUACCCUUGGCUCCAAUCCGUUAUACCUCUUCAUGGGCCCUCUCUAUUUACUGACCAGGGGCCAUCAAGCAAGGAGGAAUAAAUUCUGUAGGUAUACACGUUUCUGUUUAAAGAUCUCAAUGGGAGUUUGUUCUACAAUUAUGGAUGAGUACAGUUAUCUUGUAAACUAGAAAUUUGGAUUAACAAUGUAACAAUUCUCUGUGUGAUGCAUUGCCAUUUUAUUUUUUUGGAUGA